Mesocestoides corti is the source of this 582-nucleotide messenger RNA. Lineage: Eukaryota; Metazoa; Platyhelminthes; Cestoda; Cyclophyllidea; Mesocestoididae. The record is from the annotation of a GenBank genome assembly.
AUGGGCAACGCUCUUGUUUCUCAUAGGACUUUACCGAAAGAAGAUCUCAACUUCCUCAUGAACAACACUAACUUCACCAAGAAGCAGAUCAAGGAGUGGUACCAGGGGUUCAUCCGGGACUGUCCUUCUGGUCAGCUCAGCAAGAAGAAGUUUAUUGAAGUCUACUCCAGCUUCUUUCCCACUGGUGACGCUGAUCAGUUCUGCACGCACGUCUUCCGCACCUUCGACAAGGACAAUUCCGGGAAAAUUGACUUCAAUGAAUUCCUCCUGGCAAUUAAUAUUACCUCCGGGGGUCAGCCUAAGGAGAAGCUUGAGUGGGCCUUCCAGAUGUACGACAUCGACGGAAACGGCACCAUUGAGAAAAAAGAAAUGACCGAAAUUAUAAAGGCCAUUUACAGCAUGCUUGGUGCAAACGAAGCUACCGUUGACCUAACUCCCGAGGCGCGAACCGAAGAAAUAUUCGACAAGAUGGACUCGAAUCACGACGGUGUGCUGACUCGAAAGGAAUUCAUGGACGGCUGCAUGGCAGACCAGCAGUUGUACUCGAUGCUACUGGCUGACGAAUCCAACUCAGUUAGUUAA